Myxozyma melibiosi is the source of this 723-nucleotide messenger RNA. RefSeq lists its product as uncharacterized. Gene Ontology annotation, biological process: proton motive force-driven ATP synthesis. Gene Ontology annotation, molecular function: proton-transporting ATP synthase activity, rotational mechanism. The record is from RefSeq and is a predicted model, not a curated record. The coding region runs from base 110 to 637 and encodes 175 amino acids. The transcript is spliced from 2 exons. NCBI's taxonomy places the organism in Eukaryota, Fungi, Ascomycota, Lipomycetes, Lipomycetales, Lipomycetaceae.
GAAAAAGAGGAUUCGGGACGCAGAUUUGUUUCUUGUUGCUGCACAUCCGCAAUUGGAAGAAACAGGUUCUAUUAAUCCACGACUCGACUAUCACUAGAAUAUAUCCAGAAUGUCUGCUGUUGGUCGCUCUGCUGCUUUGAAGCUCGACUGGGCCAAGGUCUCGUCCUCGCUCGGUCUUAAAGGCGCGACAGUGAGCUCUCUCCAGUCGUUCCGCAAGCGCAACGAGGACGCUCGUCGCAAGGUUGUCGAGCUGUCUAGCCAGCCCACUACGGUUGACUUUGCGUACUACCGCUCGGUCCUGAAGAACACCAAGGUCGUCGACGAGAUCGAGGGCGCGUUCAAGAAGUUCAAGCCGACGACGUACGACGUGACUGCGCAGCUCAAGACGAUCGAGAAGUUCGAGGCCACCGCGCUCGAGAACGCAAAGACGACGGAGACAAAGGUCGAGGCCGAGCUUGCGGAUCUGAUCAAGACGCUCGACAACAUCGAGUCUGCGCGGCCGUUCAGCGAGCUUACGGUCGAUGAUGUGCUUGCGGCCAAGCCGGAGCUCGAGACGAAGGUUAAGGAGAUGGUCCAGAAGGGUAGAUGGGAUGUUCCUGGAUACGCAGAGAAGUUUGGCAGUCUUGCGGUUAUGUAAGGGUGAAGCAGUAUGCUCGAUAGAGUCAAGUUGUGCCAUUGUAGCCAUAUAGGUUAUUAAAUUCUAUUCUAUACACUAUACUAUAA